Phytophthora infestans T30-4 is the source of this 950-nucleotide messenger RNA. RefSeq lists its product as hypothetical. Bases 117 to 950 code for a protein of 277 amino acids. NCBI's taxonomy places the organism in Eukaryota, Oomycota, Peronosporomycetes, Peronosporales, Peronosporaceae. The transcript has a single exon. The record is from RefSeq and is a predicted model, not a curated record.
CAACAACAGAGCUUUGGUUUGCCUGGAAGCGCCAGCUUCCUUUGUAGUGUUCCGAAACCUACUACAAAGAUAUCUUUAGUUGCGGGUUGAGCAACACCGAUUGAACGAGAAGAAGCAUGACGACGACACCGAAGAACAGUGGUGGGGACCAGAAGACUUACCUAUCAACGGACGAGCGGAUCAAAAGCAGCCUGGGGCAAGGAGGAGAUCCACGAAUGGAAUCGACGACGAGCGACCAGGCCGCACGAGUGCCACAUCCCAUCUUCGCGAUUGUGAACCCACCCAGGGUGUCCUCCAUGGCGCGAGAAGCGCUCAUGGAGUGGCUAAAACUGAGAAAGGAGUACGAAGAGUACACCCGAGACCGCUGCAAAGACGGAAAAGAAGAAGUUUCUGCAGUGAUGAAGAGCGUCAAGAGUUCUUUUGACGCCAACGUGUUGGAGACCUUGUGCGAAGUGUGUUGGGGCGUGGAUCAGAGCAGUACAACCGAUGACUUUAUGUUAGAAAAGAAUCACGAAGUAACCGACAGCUUCCAAAACCAAGAGUUACCUGACGUGAAGGAACUGUUUCGCGAGGAGUUGCACAUGAACAUGAACAACACAGCCAUCGACGCGAGAGUAAUUGAAUACUUUCACCUAUGUAACUCGUUGAUAAAAAAACACGGGUUUUCAGGUUUCUUUGAGGAAGAUCGAGGUAUCAAAGAGAAAUGCAAGCUCAUUAUCAACUCGCUUCCUAAAGGGUUGAAGAGCAAGGUUCAGAAUGAGCUUGUGUACCGUGUUCCGGAAGCGAAGGGCGAUAUCCGUAAAUUGUACGAGCUCAUCCGUGUAAAAACGAAGGAGCAAGCAAUUGAAGAACGAGCUUUGAAGAAAGCGAAUUCAUCGCACAAUAAGCACCAACGGAAAGAACACAGUGCCCCGACGGGUCACCACCAGCACAAACGACGAGAAGGAUAA